CGUCCGGUUGCUGAACUUCCCCACCGAACUCAAUUCCAUCCACCAAGUCUUCAUCGCAAGUCAAUCCAAGUCAAUUCCAACCAGCAAAGCUGAACCCACCCCGCAAAGAAAAAGAACCAUGUCCGCCCGCACCCUGACCUUCCCCAAGCUCCCCCCGCGCUCCGCCCUCCUCCCUCAAUCCCACCCACUGGCAUCCCUCCUCCGUCUCCGACCUCUAUCAACAGCAGCAGCAGCAGCAGCAGCAGCAAACCCCCAAGGACACAAUCUCACCCUCAAGCUCACCCGCCCCCUCACGCGCCCCCUCCACCAAAACCCCACCCCCCGCCUCCCCCGCCUCCCGCUCCUCCAGGUUCACACCCAGCCAUCCGGAAGAAGACCCUACACAACCGGCAAAUCAACCAGCGACAUCAUCGUCGAAGAGCUGCAGGAUCUCUACGAGACCGCCAAAGACGAAUUCGAAAUCGCGACCGAAAGCACCGACGCCGCGACGAUCUACGCGGCCUCGGACCGCGAGGCGGCGCGCGACGCCCUGAACGAGCUGCUGGCCGUGUACACGCUGUACACGCGGGACGUGUCGCUGCUGGACGCGGCGGGGCGGUCGGGGGUGGAGAGGUUGCUCGGGGCGGAGGGGGCGGACGAGGUGAAGAUCGAUACCGGGUUGAAUCCGCAGGGGAUUGAGGAUGCGGUGCGACAAGAGGUGCGGAGGCGGGUGGGGCAGCGGGUGCGGGAGUUGAAGGCUGCGGUUGAGGGGUUGGAGGUGAGGGGGCAUGAGGAUUUUAAGUAUCUGGAUUGCGGGGGGUUGGUGGGUUGUAUACUAUACUACGUAUGA
This is a messenger RNA of Aspergillus japonicus CBS 114.51, 829 nucleotides long. RefSeq lists its product as uncharacterized. The record is from RefSeq and is a predicted model, not a curated record. Bases 119 to 829 code for a protein of 236 amino acids. The transcript has 2 exons. NCBI's taxonomy places the organism in Eukaryota, Fungi, Ascomycota, Eurotiomycetes, Eurotiales, Aspergillaceae.